Molecule: messenger RNA, 579 nt
Organism: Bathycoccus prasinos
Lineage: Eukaryota; Viridiplantae; Chlorophyta; Mamiellophyceae; Mamiellales; Bathycoccaceae
Exons: 1
Coding region: 1-579 (192 amino acids)
Source: RefSeq, a predicted model, not a curated record
AUGAACAAAUCUGGAGUCCUCGUACGACCUUGGUCUUAUAAAGUACAUGAUUAUAUAAAUGUUCCCAUAGUAGGAAUUUUAGCCUCACUUUGCGUGGCUGGACUUUUAGAUUUGGUGAAUACUUAUGUGGUGACGAAGAUUUUUGUCAUAUAUAUAAUUUUAGAUACAAUUUGGAUCCUCAUAUUUCCAGAUUCCAUACCAAGUAUGGCAAGUUUCAUAGUUUUGCACCAUGUAUUGACCUUUUGCAUCCUGUUACAUCCACUUAGAUAUCCUGAGCACUCUAUAGAGACAUGCAGAGAUGGAAUUGUAGAGUUGAAUACAUUCUUUCUAAUUCUGAGAAGGCAACUGAGGAGGGGGUCAUUUGCCAAUAUCCUCUGUAAUUCUUGCUACAAUCUUACCCUUGGUAUUAGAUAUGUAUGGCAGCCAUACUUGAUCUAUCAUUUCUUUAUAAUCACAAACAUCCGAGAGGGAUACCCCUUCUCUGAGUUUUUCUGUGUUAUGGUUUCUCAAAUUGCACUCUGUACUUUCAAUGUGUGCUUGAUAUUACUUCCUAAGAAGUCGAAAACUAUAUCUGACUAG